UGUCAAGCUGUUCGUGCAUUUGCAGUCGUUUUGUGAGCUUUGAUUUGAGUUUUAUCGUUAAGAUUUCGAUGGAGAACGGUAGCGAGGAAAAAGAAAAUCUUCAGAAACCCUUUGUUAAUAGUGAAGUGUUACUAACGUUAAAACCCUACUACGGUCUCAUACCAGUGGACCACCCGGACACUUUAUCUCCUUAUCCCUGCUUACAGUGCAGACGGCGCUGCAACACUAUUGAGGAACUUGAAUUACACCGACGCUGGCAUCGCCGAGAGUAUGAGUGUUCUAUUUGUGAUAAAACCUUCACAACUUUUGAGAUCUUCAAGUCUCACGUUAGAAAACAUUAUGUUGAUGCAACAAAGGAUUUUAGCGUGAACAACAAAAUUAGAGAGACACCAGUGACGUGUAAAUAUUGUGAAGAGAAGUUCAGUACACUCCGUGAUCUGCACCAGCAUACUAGUCUCUACUCUGACGACUACACGAGGUGUGAGCAGUGUGACCAGUUCCUGCCAGCUUGUCACGUUCACUUGGUCGGAGUGGACGCUCUGGAGGUCGGAGAGGAGAUGAUGAAGAGGUACAACCUGAACAAACUCAGGGAGGAAACCUAUCUGGAAACAUCAUGUGUGCUGGACGGUAUACCUAAGAUCCACAGUAGUGUGUCAACCUACAACCAUCACGUCAGAAAGGAACCGUCUUAUAGGCCCUUCAAUGUGACAUUUGUAAAACAAGGAUCGGGGACAGAAAAUCGCUGGAACAACAUCUGAACAAUCAUUUCACGGAACACAAUCUCCUGUACGACUCCUCCGCAUCUUUCCCAAGCAAAAACAGGGUUACAAUUCGAGAAAACGGAGCUGAUUCUCAUUCGUACAAUCUUAUAUCGUGAUAAUAUGUGGAACCAAGAUAUGCAAAUUGCAGAUGAAUGAUCCAAUGAUCAAUUGUCAAACUGUCAAACAAAUACGCUUACCCAAAAAUAUUUGGAUUUUUCUUUUGAUUUUAUGUAUUUAUGUUUGAAGAAACCUGCACUGUGCGGCUGCAAGAUUGUUGAGCUUUUUUGGAAGAUUUAUGCAUGACCUAUGAUUUGGUUUAAUACUAGAUUCCGAUAUUGUAAAAGUGCACUUUUGUAUGAUUGUGUUACACUACGUUACUUACUUACUUAGUAUCGCGAAAUAGUUGAAUGUAAAAUGAUAUACCUUAUCGGAUUUUAUUUGAACGGACAUUAAUUGGAUGCUGGAAGCCCUAGCGUUAAUUUUAAUGUACUCCGUUCAAAUAAGGUCUGACAAGGAACCUAGUUAAAUUAAAUACAUUU
Molecule: messenger RNA, 1300 nt
Organism: Bolinopsis microptera
Lineage: Eukaryota; Metazoa; Ctenophora; Tentaculata; Lobata; Bolinopsidae
Product: zinc finger protein 28-like
Exons: 7
Coding region: 69-758 (229 amino acids)
Biological process (GO): regulation of transcription by RNA polymerase II
Cellular component (GO): nucleus
Molecular function (GO): DNA-binding transcription factor activity, RNA polymerase II-specific; RNA polymerase II transcription regulatory region sequence-specific DNA binding
Source: RefSeq, a predicted model, not a curated record